Penicillium odoratum is the source of this 507-nucleotide messenger RNA. RefSeq lists its product as uncharacterized. The record is from RefSeq and is a predicted model, not a curated record. The coding region runs from base 1 to 507 and encodes 168 amino acids. NCBI's taxonomy places the organism in Eukaryota, Fungi, Ascomycota, Eurotiomycetes, Eurotiales, Aspergillaceae. Gene Ontology annotation, molecular function: protein binding. The transcript has a single exon.
AUGACCACGGCAGCCCCCGUCCCCGCAGCCCCCGCGCUCCGCAAUGAGUUCCCCGCUCCGACCCAUCCCGACAGACUACAAGUCAAUCGCAGCACCGAAGCCUUCGGGAGUGGAGCGUUCUCACUAAUUGACCUGCCCGCCGGCGCACUAUUCGCCAAGAUCACCAAUGCCACUCCAGGCAAGAAAGCGUACACCAGCGUGCAGACAGGACCAGACACCCACAUUGAAUUGAACUCAGACCUCGUCUACUGCAACCACUCCUGUGCUCCGUCCCUAGUCUUCGACAUGUCUCGGAUGGAGGUACGGGUCGUGGAUGAUCGGCCUUUGAAGGCUGGGGAUGAAUUGACAUUCUUCUAUCCGAGUACGGAGUGGGAUAUGGAUCAGCCGUUCCAGUGUAACUGUGGUGCGGCUACUUGUCGGGGGAUGAUUACUGGUGCGAAGGCCAUGCCAGUGGAGGUGUUGGAACAUUACUGGAUGAAUCCGCAUAUUUUGGAUUUGUUGCAGUGA